Vanrija pseudolonga is the source of this 1822-nucleotide messenger RNA. RefSeq names its product Siderophore iron transporter 3. NCBI's taxonomy places the organism in Eukaryota, Fungi, Basidiomycota, Tremellomycetes, Trichosporonales, Trichosporonaceae. Gene Ontology annotation, cellular component: plasma membrane. The transcript is spliced from 7 exons. Gene Ontology annotation, biological process: transmembrane transport. The record is from RefSeq and is a predicted model, not a curated record. Bases 1 to 1800 code for a protein of 599 amino acids. Gene Ontology annotation, molecular function: transmembrane transporter activity.
AUGGUAGCCGUACAGGAGCCAUCCACGCUCACCACUGUCCAUGUGCGUGAUGAAAAGUCUGCCGACGUGGAGGCGCCGAGCCCCUCGGGCGGCGACACCGACACCGACAGUGUCAUCAGCCAGGCCAUCGGCGUGACACGGAUCGAGAGCAUCCAUGCGAUGCUCAGCAACAGCGGCCUCAAGUACUGCCUCUGGGUCAUGAUCGGCGUCAUGUGCAUCGUCUACGCCCUGCAGCAGUCGACCACGGCAGCCUACACCCCGUUCGCGACGUCGGCCUACACGAAGCACACACUCGUGGCCACUAUCGGCGUCAUCUCGGCUGUUGUCGCAGCGAUCACUCAACCCAUCAUGGGGAAGAUUUCAGACCUCGCCUCCCGCCCCGCGGCCCUCUGCGCCGCCGUCACCCUGUUCACCGUCGGCUACAUCAUAGUCGCGUCUAGCAGCCGCGUAUCCGAUGUGGUUGUCGGCCUGGCGCUCAACCAGUUUGGCCAGCUCGGCAUCCGCCAGAUGGAAAUCCUACUCGUUGCCGACAUUACCGUGCUUGAAUGGCGCGGCUUCGGCCAAGCACUCACCUCGGUGCCUUGGGUGCUCUCGGCCUUCAUCUCUGGGUACAUUUCGCAGGGCAUCAACGCGUACUCAGAGGGCGGCUGGCGAUGGGGCUACGGCAUGUUCUGUGCCAUCGUCCCCGUCUGCAUCGCACCCACCAUCAUGUUCUUGUUCUGGGCCCAGCGUCGUGCGCGACCUCAGAUUGAGAUGGCUGUCCAGAGACAGGGAGGCCCCGAGCACGAGACCAAGCUGCAGAGAUUCAAGGCCUUUGUCAUCCAGGUCGACAUUGUCGGUCUGCUCCUCAUUGGCACGUCGUUUGCCUGUCUCCUUGCCCCCGGCACCCUCCGCACAACCGCCAAGGGCGGCUUUGCGAAUCCCUCCCUCAUCGCCCUCUACGUCGUCGGCGGCGUCCUCUUCUUUGCCUUUGGCGUGUGGGAAUACUUCUUCGUCAAGCACGGUCUCAUGCCGCGGCGCUUGAUGAACCGGACAUUUGUCUGUUGCAUGCUGCUCGACUUUCAGUACUACUUCACCCGCCGCCUGGGCGAGACGUACGACCUCUCGUGGGUGUACAUUAUCAAGCCCGAGUGGAGCGCCCGCAACUACACGUUCUACGGCAACAUCAUGAUCACAGGGUUGUGCGUCUUUGCCCUUGUCGCAGGCAUCUUCAUGCGCAUGACCCACGGGUACAAGCGCGUUCAGCUGGCCGGGCUCGCGAUCAGGUCGAUUGGCCAGGGCAUCCAGUACCUCUCCACGCAGGGCAGUCAGCCCACUGCCACCCUUGUCAUUGGCCGUAUCCUCAUGUCCGCCGGCGGAGGAACGCUGUUCAUCACGACUCAAGUUGCCGCGCAGGCAUCCGUCCCUCACGCCGACAUGGCCAUGGCUGUGGCCAUUAUCGGCCUAUGGACCCAGCUCGGCGGUGGUAUCGGCGCAGCCAUCUCCGGCGCCGUUUGGAACGAGCGCGUACCAGCCAAUCUCGCCAAGUACAUUGGCGACACGCACAACGCGACCCAGCGCGCCGAGAUCUUCGGGUCCCUCCUCAAUGCUCGCAAGGCCGAACCCCAUGCGCUGAUCAACCUCGCCUACACCGAGGCCAUUCGCCCGCUCUACUUGGCCGCUCUCGUCGUCUCCCUCCUCGCCUUCAUCCCAGCCCUCCUGACUCGCGAAAUCUACCUCGGCAAGGAGCACAACGAAGUCGAGGGCCGUAAACAGGCGCUUGAGGGGCCGAGUCCGUCUGACACGAAGGGGUCGGCGUGAGAAGAGGGUUGCGUCACCCCAC